AUGGAUGCAUUCAGAGCAUUUGAAAAUGGGUCGCUCUUGUCCAGUUCCUCUGCUCCUGCGAGGUGGGAUCCCUUCCGUCGGCCCUUGGACUCCAUCCCACCCUGGCAGUUCAGGCUUCUGGCAGCAGUGAUGCUGCUGGUGACCUCCCUGUCACUUGCUGAGAACCUGGCUGUAAUCCUGGUAACUUGUAAGUUCAAGCAAUUGAGACAGCCUGUCAAUUAUAUUAUAGUCAAUUUGUCUGUGGCUGAUUUUCUGGUCUCAUUGACUGGUGGUACCAUCAGCUUUUUAACAAAUCUAAAAGGUUAUUUUUUUAUGGGAUACUGGGCUUGCGUAUUGGAAGGAUUUACUGUCACAUUUUUUGGCAUUGUAGCUCUCUGGUCUCUGGCUCUGUUGGCUUUUGAGCGGUACAUUGUGAUCUGUCACCCGCUGAGAAAUACACGCUUGAGGGGGAAGCAUGCAGCUCUAGGUAUUGCCUUUGUGUGGAGUUUUUCCUUCAUUUGGACCAUUCCACCAACAACUGGUUGGAGCAGUUACACCACCAGUAAGAUUGGAACUACUUGUGAGCCUAACUGGUACUCAGGAGCUUAUGCUGACCGUACAUACAUCAUUACGUUCUUCACCACCUGUUUUAUAGUACCCUUACUGGUGAUUCUGGUAUCCUAUGGAAAAUUAGUGCAAAAGAUAAAAAAGGUGUCAUAUGUACAAGGAAGGCUGGGAACUACCAGGAGAACCGAAAGACGAGUGACUAGAAUGGUUGUUUUUAUGAUCAUUGCCUUUCUAAUCUGCUGGAUGCCAUACGCUACCUUUUCUAUCCUAGUCACUGCAUAUCCCUCCAUUGAGCUGGAUCCUUGUCUGGCAGCAAUUCCGGCUUUCUUUUCCAAAACAGCUACAAUUUAUAAUCCAAUUAUUUAUGUCUUUAUGAACAAACAGUUCAGGCAGUGUCUGAUUCAAAUGUUGAGUUGCAGUGCCAUAGGAACUGCAGAGUCCAAGAUGAACCUGGCUUCAGAGAGAGCAGUGCUAACCCAGGACAGAAGAGGCAGCGAGAUGUCCCCCAUGGCAGUCCACAGCACCAUUUCUAAGAGGAAAACAGGAGAUGAACACAGAGCUGACAAUCUUUGGCUCUGUUGA
Messenger RNA from Poecile atricapillus (Black-capped chickadee), 1128 nucleotides. RefSeq names its product vertebrate ancient opsin-like. Gene Ontology annotation, molecular function: G protein-coupled receptor activity. Gene Ontology annotation, biological process: phototransduction; visual perception; G protein-coupled receptor signaling pathway. NCBI's taxonomy places the organism in Eukaryota, Metazoa, Chordata, Aves, Passeriformes, Paridae. Gene Ontology annotation, cellular component: membrane; photoreceptor outer segment. The record is from RefSeq and is a predicted model, not a curated record.